CCGGGCUGGGUCCCCCUCGGGGCCGGGGUCCCCAAACCGAGCCCCCCCCCCAGGGCGGGAGUGGGACAACGACUCCAACCCCUCCUCCCCAGGGCCGGAGUACACGGGCCCGAGGCUGUACAAGGAACCCACGGCCAGGUCGAACCGGCCGCUGAUCCAGAACGCCCUGGCCCACUGCGUCCUGGCCGGGACCCCCAAUGCCCCCCUGAGGGCCAAAGUGCUGCAGGAGAUGGAACAAAGCUCAGCCCAACAGCUCCUGAUCCUAUUCCGGGACGGGGGCUGCCAAUUCCGGGGCGUUUACGCUUUGGGGGGGAUCCCCCCGACCCUAAAACGCCUUUCGGGGUCGGGACCCCGCAGCGUCCCCCUGCCCAUGGUGGAGGCUCUGUACAAAUACCAGUCGGACCAGCGGCGCUUCUGCCGCCUCCCGGCACGCACCAUGAGCGGCAGCGUGGACGCCUUCACCAUCCCCGGCCACCUCUGGCACCCCAAAAAACCCGGCACCCCAAAAUAAACCGGGGGUGAAACCCCAAAAAAAGCGGGGAGACCCCAAAUCCCAUCCCACUCUGCACUCGGUG
This is a messenger RNA of Pseudopodoces humilis (Tibetan ground-tit), 575 nucleotides long. NCBI's taxonomy places the organism in Eukaryota, Metazoa, Chordata, Aves, Passeriformes, Paridae. The record is from RefSeq and is a predicted model, not a curated record.